Molecule: messenger RNA, 1746 nt
Organism: Schizophyllum commune H4-8
Lineage: Eukaryota; Fungi; Basidiomycota; Agaricomycetes; Agaricales; Schizophyllaceae
Exons: 1
Coding region: 1-1746 (581 amino acids)
Source: RefSeq, a predicted model, not a curated record
AUGAUCCCUCUCGCCUCGACCGCCGAUAUCGUCCCCUCUCCCCAAGCGCUCCGAGAGGCGGUUGAAACGUUGCGAUCCGCCUUGUACCAGUCCUCGAAGUACCUGAAAGUCGAGACACCACGCAGUAACCUCACUCGCUCUCCCUCCGACCCAAAGCUCGCAGCGUCAGUCGAGAGGUACAAUACGGAAAUCGAGCGCCAGGCAGACCACCUACAAUCCCUUAUUGCCCCUCUUCAAGACCUGCUACAACGCGCCAAACUUCAGAUAACCCACAACACCGCGCUGCUCUCUGCGCACCACCGCCUACCCCAGUCGAUCCUUUCCAAGAUCUUCCUCCUCGUCGCCGCGCGUGAGCGUGAACUCGGCAGACCCACUUACGUCAGCCACCUUUAUAACUUCACUCGCGUUUGCGACAGAUGGCGAGCUGUGGCGCUCAAUACGCCAGGAUUGUGCACGACCUUCACGCUCUGGGAUACCGAGACAGCAACACAGUACGAGAUUUUUGCGCAUGAACUCGAACUCACGGGCAAGUUUCCGCUCGACGUCCGCCUCCGUCAAUUGAAAUCGAAAACUGGAUUUCAGACGAUCAAAGGACCAACCGAGUCCUGGGAACUUCUCAAGAAGCAGAGCAAGCGCUGGCGAUCACUGACAUUGGAGAUUAAUUCUCAGGAGUUUCGCAUCAUGACGCCUUCAGAUCAACCACUCGAUUGCCAGUCACUGGAGGCCUUAUACUUGAACCACAGCUUCUUGAGUCCAGAUCCCUCUGAUACAGAUCCCAAAUACGAUCUUCCCCGCCUAUUUCUCACAGUAAUCUCCAAUGCGACAGCGCUCCGCAUUGUUCAGAUAAAGGUGAAUACUGUCGGGGGAGGACGGAAACAAAAAGUGUGCUUCCUCGAAAGUUGGCACCUGACCGAUUUAUCGCUUUGCUUCGAUGAUUGUGGCGACGCCACGCGCUUUCUUCCCAUCUUGAAGCAACAGGCGAACACGCUAGAGAGAUUGAACUUCGCUAUUACCAAGAUGUGGGCUCGAGGGGACGGAAAACUCGGCACACAUGCGACCCUAAUUUCCAUGCAAAAGCUCACGGAGCUAUCGUGCCGACUCGACGCAACACCGUUGAUAUCGUGCAUCAAGGCUAUCCAACUCAAGAGCCUGACAAUCUACGAACACCCGGGGGUCUUGACUGACUGCAACUACAACACGGUCAGCACCGAUGCCGCUGUAAAGACCGAAGACACCGCCAGGAAAGCUAACGACAUCGCCGGAAAGACCAACGAAGUCGCCAACGUCGACAAAACCCCUGAACCUCUCCCUUCGGUGGCUGAUCGCGUCAAGACUUACAUUCAUCUCACCAGCCUUUCGAUUUCGAACGUGGAAUGGCCGACCGACUCGCUCCUGCAAGUCCUCAGCGAGUUAAAUGCUCUCAAACUCCUCAAACUCGAUGAAUCGGAUGAAAAAUAUCUCGGAAAGCUCGUGACGAAGACGCUUCUCCAAAACAUGAAGCCCCAUGAGUGUACGCUAGUGCCCAAGCGUAACUGGACCUUUUUGAUGAAGCUAGAGAAAAUGCAUAUCACGCUUAGCUUUGCGGCCGAAAGUGACGUGGAGUUGAUUGAAUUGCUUCGCGAGAUGGCCGACUCGCGCGUCAAGGCCGGGCUGACUACUUUCAUGUCCCAAUUUCGAGAUCCGCAGACAACGAGAACGACGGAUAUAUGGAGGAAGCAGAAGAAGCAUAUUGCAAAAAGAUUGUAG